This is a messenger RNA of Peronospora belbahrii, 1875 nucleotides long. The record is from the annotation of a GenBank genome assembly. Lineage: Eukaryota; Oomycota; Peronosporomycetes; Peronosporales; Peronosporaceae.
AUGGCUACCAAUGCACACUACUCGUUAAAUUUGACAGGCAUUGCAUCAGGCACAGCGUACACAAUCAAUAUGGGCAUUGGGACAUUAGAUGAAUCAGGAUUUGCAAGCGAACGAAACAUUUUCCGACUGAUUGCAGACACUGGCUCGUCGAACGAUGCGGUGCUUGGAUCUGGAUGCUGUGGCACUGAUGUUCAAGUGACCUAUUCUUGUGAUGCAUCGUCAACUUGUACUAAUCAUGGGGAUGAGGUGGUCAAUUUGGCAUUUGCAGGAGCGAAUAUACAAGGGCAGUUUAUGACGGAUGUGUGGUCGUCUAGUGAGGUAGGCGAUAUUUCCAAGACUUUUCUGGUCAUUGAGAAGCAAGACACGUUCUAUCGGUCCACAUAUGAUGGUAUCACUGGCUUGGCGUACGAGGCACUAGCAGCGUCGAUAGAAGACACUGUGUGGUCUUUAUAUCAUGUACUAGUGAGUGAGGGAAAGACUACAGAUGCCUUUGGAAUGCUACUGUGUGGUACCAUGCAGCCUAUGUUGCAGACCGGAGGGACUGACUUCACGCACCAUUCGGGCCAGUUAAUUAUUGGCGGCGCUGAAGGGACUAAUGGAGAGGUUUACUAUACGGGAGAUAUGCUGUACACUCCGAUCACAAGAGAAGCAUGGUAUGUUGUGACCGUAACGGACAUUGGGUAUAACGGUGAAAGUCUAGGGUUUUCAUGUGAUAGCUACAAUGAACCACAGGCCAUUCUUGAUUCUGGAACAAGUAAUUUAGCGUUUCCGUCGGAUGUGUACAACGCUCUGAUGUACCAAAUCAGAGCGGCAACAUUGAAAGCAAUACCAGGCUUUGACCCCAGUUACUUUGACGACUCGACUUCGUGCUGUGGUGAAGAAUACUGCGACCCAACCUCGUUGAACGCUGCAUUGUUGGAGCUGCCUUCGAUUUACUUUACACUUGGAAUGGAGGCGAGCGAUGGGUCAACUAAUAAGCACUUUAUUGUUGAGAUUCCGCCCGAGUACUACUGGCGACCUGAAAUGAAUGGUGCUAACUCCAGUACACCUUGUCGCGCAAUUGGCAUUUCUGAAGGAACGUCAACUGUUCUCGGCGACGUGUUCAUGGACGGGCUGUACUCUUACCACGAUCGAGUGGAUGGAAAAAUUGGUUUAGCAGUAGCUGACAACUGCCCAAACAGCGUCAAUUCAAGCAAAAAAGUGUACAUGUCCGAUGACUCGAACGAUUGGUGUUCAUGCUUUUCUAGUACGCUGAAAAAGAGGAGUUCAUGGAGUACGUACGUUCCGGGUGGCACUGGGUGCUUUUUCUGGCAAUGGUGGAUGUACGUGGUGAUUGCUAGCUUCUUGGUCACGAUCGCCUGUAUCUGUGUAUUAAUUUGGUGGCAAAGAACCAAAAGCCGCCUGAAGAAAAUGCAAGAAGGGUUAUGCAGAUCCGGUAGCAGCGCUGCUCGCACAACUAGCUUUCCGACGAUGCAGUUGUUAGGUUCUGACACAAGGUCAGCACUAGCACCUACGUCUUCGCCUCAUAGCUAUUACACAGCGCCUGCAUCAACACCAAAGAGAGGGCCUACUCGUUCUGGUUCUAGGCAGGGAUCGAUGCGGUCGCCAAAGUCUCACGAUAACAAGUUGAAGCAAAUGCUCAUGGAUGUGCCAAUGAUUACAGAUUCGAAGAUUUCUAGCAGGAGCUCGCUGCUGUCACCAUUAUCUUCAAAGUCAAGCAUCGCAUUGCUCUCGGAACCGAAUUCGUCAAUUAGCUCCGUGGAAAGCAAGCAACAAAAGUCAAACUCAUAUUCCGAUGGCUACCGCUUUAAGUCGGGCCACAGGUCAAAUCAUAACGAUCGAUGGGGCGCUUCGCUGAGAGAAGACGAGUUUUAA